AUGUCUUCUCCUCUUACUACUAUUUCUUCUUCUUCUUCUUCUUCGGUGUGGUGGAAAGAUUUGAUUUCUAUUGGCAAAUUGUCGGUGGAAGACCCGAUAGAGUUGAAUAGUAGGUUUGGGGUUGGGAAUGGAUUUAUCACCCCAUUUUGGGAAUCUCGUUGGGUGGAUAAUCAUUUUUUGAAGGAACUUUUUCCGAAGUUGUUUUUGGUUUCUAGUUUGAGACGGAUGGCGGUGGCUAGUAUGGGUGGUUGGGUUGAUGGUGUUUGGAAGUGGGGGAAUUUUGGUGUUGUUUUGGGUGAUGAUACCGAGCGUUUGGUGGUGGCGGAGCAUACCUCGCUUCAUGCUUUGUUGUUAGGCCGUAAUGUUUUUUUGGAAGGGAGAGACAAGGUGGAGUGGUGUGAUUCCGGGGGAGUUUCGUUUUCCGUUGCUUCUUGCUAUGAUUUUAUGGUCGGGUAUACGUAUCCGUUGGGUCCUCCUAAUAGAUUUGACGAAGCGAAGGAUUUAAUUUGGAAGGUUCUUGUGCCUUUCAAAAUUAAGGUUUUUGGUUGGAGGCUAUUUAUUAAUAGGCUUCCAACAAAGGAUUUAUUGAUGUUUAGGGGUAUUUCUUUGUCGAUAGAGAAUUCUAUGUGUGCUUUUUGUGGUAUUAUUCCGGAGAGUUGUGAUCAUUCUUUUUUCAAGUGCGACAAGACGAGAGUGGUUUGGAGAGAGAUAAAGGUUUGGGUUGGAAAGCCGGUGACCGGUUUGGAAGAAGAUUGCUUACAAAGUUUCAUGGAUUGGAACGGUUUUUGCUUCCGCAACGAAGGGUGGGAUGUUGAUAAUACGGUUUGGAAUAUUAAGUCUUUGUUAUGGAAGUGGUCGUUUUUUUGA
This is a messenger RNA of Vicia villosa (hairy vetch), 867 nucleotides long. RefSeq lists its product as uncharacterized. NCBI's taxonomy places the organism in Eukaryota, Viridiplantae, Streptophyta, Magnoliopsida, Fabales, Fabaceae. The record is from RefSeq and is a predicted model, not a curated record. The transcript is spliced from 2 exons. The coding region runs from base 1 to 867 and encodes 288 amino acids.